This is a messenger RNA of Vanrija pseudolonga, 984 nucleotides long. RefSeq lists its product as uncharacterized. The transcript has a single exon. Bases 1 to 984 code for a protein of 327 amino acids. The record is from RefSeq and is a predicted model, not a curated record. NCBI's taxonomy places the organism in Eukaryota, Fungi, Basidiomycota, Tremellomycetes, Trichosporonales, Trichosporonaceae.
AUGCAAACGCUCGACCACACGGCCUACCCCGACAUCCUCGACCGCAUAAUCGACCUCUCGCCGCCUGAGGCCCUAGCAUCACUGCGGCUGGCAUCCCGAUACUGCCGCGACCGCGCCACCGCAGCACUGCUCUCGCACGCGGUCCUCGAGCCGCGCUGGCUCGAAGCGGCCGUUCCGCCAUGGCACUCGGAUGACGCCAGCUCGUGGCCGUACCUCUUCUCUCUGAAGGGCAGGUGGCUGCCGUACCUCCCGCACCUGGUACGCACGCUCGACGUCCGCAGCGACAACCACCCCAGCGAAGAGCUGUCGGGCGAGUUCACUUCCCUCGACACACUCAGGCGCAUGCGGGGCGCAUACGCUGACCCGUACGAUGACUUCGGCGAUCCCAGGGGCUUCACCUACCCGCCGUUCUUCCAGCCCUCCGCAGCGACAGUCGUAGACUUUGUCGAGGCACCAUUCGGCUAUACGCCCGGUCUCGACAUCGCAGUCCACGCGAGCGAGAGAUACAUCUUGCACGUCGAUCUCAUCCGCACCGACGAGGAAUCGCAUGGUCUCAGCAUCCGGAAUGCCCUGCAGACGCCGAACUUCACUCUGGUGCUUUGGGCUCGGGACCGCGAGCCCCUCGAGUUCCCCCGCUACAUACUGUUCGAGGCGCUCUUCCACUUCACGCGCGAUCUGGACGCGGAGACGCCGCUGUGCUUCACGGUCGUCGGCCUGGAGGACAUGCUUCCCGAGCCCAACUCAAAGUAUGUUUGGGGCCGCGGCGAGAACACCCAAGAGUCGCUAUGGGACGGGUUGAUGGCUUUCCUCGCCGAUGAGUGUGGCCACUGUACCCCGCGCGCUGCAUUCUGGGACGACCCCGUACUUGCGGAGGAGGUAGGGCGGGGGUUCAGAGUGCUUUCACGCGAGCAGUGGUGGGAGGAGCUGGGGGAUAGGAGGGAGCUCGUGGGUGUGUGGCCGCCCGAGGCGAGUGCUGGACCGUAG